Molecule: messenger RNA, 1119 nt
Organism: Panicum hallii
Lineage: Eukaryota; Viridiplantae; Streptophyta; Magnoliopsida; Poales; Poaceae
Product: Werner Syndrome-like exonuclease
Exons: 1
Coding region: 90-782 (230 amino acids)
Biological process (GO): nucleobase-containing compound metabolic process
Cellular component (GO): cytoplasm; nucleus
Molecular function (GO): nucleic acid binding; 3'-5' exonuclease activity
Source: RefSeq, a predicted model, not a curated record
UUCGGCCUUUGUCGUUUGCGCGAGGCAGAACAGAAGGAGCGCCACAACAGCAGCCGUAACCGGAGGGACGAGGAGGAGGGGGGACCAGAAUGGCCGAGACCGACGUGAUCGAGGUGACCUUCGGGGACGCCGUGAUCGCCACCACCGUCACGUCCUGCGGCGAGGCCGUGGAGGGCUGGCUCGCCGAGGCCCGCGCCGCGCCCGGCAGCCCCGUCGUCGGGCUCGACGUGGAGUGGCGCCCCAGCAGGCGCUCCGACCAGAACCCCGUGGCCACGCUGCAGCUCUGCGUCGGCCGCCGCUGCCUCAUCUUCCAGCUCCUCCAGGCUGACCGCGUCCCGCGCGCGCUAUCGGAGUUCCUGGGCGACCCCGGCGUCCGCUUCGUCGGCGUCGGCGUGGGGGCGGACGCCGAGCGGCUCAGCGACGACCACGGGCUGGAGGUGGCCAACGCGGUGGACCUGCGGGGCCUCGCGGCGGAGGGGCUGGGCCGCCCGGACCUCCACCAGGCGGGGCUGCGCGCCGUCGUCGCCGCCGUCAUGGGCGUCGACCUCGUGAAGCCGCAGAGGGUCACCAUGAGCCGCUGGGACGCGUCCUGCCUCAGCUACGAGCAGAUCAGGUACGCCUGCAUCGAUGCCUUCGUCUCCUUCGAGGUCGGCCGCAAGCUGCUGGCCGGGGAGGCGACGACGGCUGCUGAUCCAGCGGCUCCAGCCGGCGAGGCGGCGGCGGCGGCUGAUCCAGCGGUUCCCGCCGUCGCAGGUGCGGUGGCCGCCGCGCGACUGCAGUAAACUCGCAUUGCUAAAUUCUAGCCUGCUUCCGCAAAAUUUGUCCUGGUUCGUCUAGAUUGGGUUCUUGACUGCAUUUCAAAUUGCCUAUUUUUCGAAUUCACCUUUAGAAUUCAAGCCAAGGUCCUGCUUCUAGGUGUUUCUGUGACUGAACAAUCGAUCAGGCAGUCCUGGAGACUGGGACUGGAAGGGGGUUUAACUACUGUGAUCUAGUCGUUGUGGCUGUUGCCUGAGCAGGCAGAAGAUUGUGGGGAUUAAUCAGGUGCUACUAUCCUUGGGCACGCGUAUUGUUCAGGUCUUUUGCGUCCAUGUGCCAUUGAGAAAAUGGAGAGUUUGUUCC